AUGAGGUUGCCGCACAACCCUGGCCCUUGCGUGUGUGACAACGGCGUGACAGCAGUGUGCGUCUUUGGUUGCCUGAAGAAGCUGCCCAAUCGCAAUUCUGAUAUUCAUCUACAGACACACGGCUUUCUCCCUCCUUUCAUGGUCUCCGCUGCCACAAAGGCCCUGUCGCUGCCGCGUCUCUCGUCGCUGCUUGCCGGUGCUCUGGUGCUGAGACCUCUCCCUCUCUCCCCAAUGUCACGCCCAUCCACCCGCGCCUCCGAGCCCUACCACCACCCGCAGCAGCAGCAGCAGCCCUCCGACGAAGAAAUCACCUUCCGAGGCCGCCGCGGAGCAUCAUCACGCCCAAUGGACCGCUACCAGCCCCCCAGCCGCGACACGAGACCUCCAGCGCCGCCGCCGCUGUCCCUGCUGCGCGGCCGGUCUGAAGGUAGGCUGCACAGCAGGCCAGCCCCCACCCCCAGGCGGGACCUCGACGGGCCGUGGCGGGAGCCCCAUCAUGAUAGCACUGGAACAGGCUACGGCCACACCUCCUACCGCGGAGACAGCGGCCGAGGAGGGGGACGUGGGAGCUACGACAGAGGUGGUACGGGCUCCACACCAUCGCGGGCCCACCAUACAACAGCAGCAACAACAAGCUUCACCGGAGCAAUGAGGACCGCCAGCACACCCGACUAUGGGCGCGCCCAUUCGAGGAGGGAUUCGUACAGCUAUCCGGACACACCCGUGUCCAGCGAUGGCGGGGUGGCCCUCCCGAGUAAGUACGAGGGACAGGACUACCGGAGAAACGACCAAUGGAGAGGCGCCAACCUCCCGCCGCCGCCGCCGCCGCUUCUUCCCAUCCCCGGGUAUGCUAGUGUCAACGACUCCUGGCGGAACGAUGCCCGCUUCCCCCCGCCAGUCCCGGGCUCAAGCUCAAGCUACAGAGGAGGAGAGCCGCCGUACCCCAGGCCCAGCAGCAGCAGCAGCUACCCCGAGAGCGCCCCUCCCUACGCCCCGAGAGACUUUGGAUCCAGCUCCCGCGAGACUACGUUCCGGGGACGUGGCUCAUCGCGAGACUACCACACGGCUACGCCACGACAAGAAGUUGCCCGCAGGUCCGAAAAUCGCUACCCUCCUCCUCCCCACAUUCCCGUCUACUCUUCCACCCCGCUCCCCCCGCGGGGCCCUCUCUCGUCAGCGCGUUUCCGACAGGGUAUUGACAAGCACUCCAGAUACAGCUCAACCUCUGCGCCGCCACCACACACACACAGACCGCUCCCGCCCUCCUCCCCGCGCCCCGGCUCCAGAGCUCCCCCUCCUCGCGGGAGAAAGGCACCCCACUACGAGCGCCCCGAGCCCAGAACAAGGCUGCCCACUCGCCCCGAACAAGAGCCUAGCACAGCAGGAGGGCCUCCUGUCCGCGGUCGAAUGGACCCUCCUCCUCCUCAUCAUCACCAUCAUCGCUCAGACCCCCAUACCCACAUCCCGCUCGAAAAGACACGAAAAGCCGUCCCCGUCCCCACCGCCGAGUACCUCGCCCUCUCCCUGCAACCCGCGCGGCUCGCGUCGCCCGCGCCGGACCGCGAGCAGCUCAUCAUCCUCGACCUCAACGGCACGCUGCUGGCGCGCAAGUGCGGCCGCGCAAAGUCGGGCUCCAUCAACCCGACGCCGCGGCCGGGGCUGCGCGCGUUCUUGGGAUACAUAUUCCGCCACUUUGGCGUCAUGGUGUGGAGCAGCGCGCGGCCGGAUAAUGUGGCGCUGAUGCUGAAGGCGCUGUUUACGCCCGCGGAGAGGGGGAUGCUGUUGGCGGAGUGGGGGAGGGAUACGCUCGGGCUGACGAGGGUCGAGUUUAAUCAGAAGGUGCAGGUGUAUAAGCGCCUGGACCGGGUGUGGGAGGGGCAGUAUUGCGUUGCGUUUCCCGGGAGGGGCGGGUGGGGUCAGGGGAAUACGUUGCUGCUGGAUGAUAGUCCGGCAAAGGCGGUGGGGCAGCCGUAUAACCAUGUUGAGGUGUCGGAGUUCUUGGGGACGAUGAGGGAGGCGCGGGAGGAUAGGGUGCUGAUCAACUUGGUGGGGUAUCUUGAGGAGAUUAGGUGGCAGGGCAACGUGUCGGCGUUCAUUAGGACCGCGCCGUUCGGCGUCAGCGCGGGGAGGGAGGAGGUUGGGAGGCGGGUGUUGGCGGAGUUUGGGUAUGUGGAGCCGGUGGUGGAGAGUCUGACGGAGGGGCAGCUGGAGGUGGAGCGGGUGGAUGAGCGCGAUGAGCGCUACUUGAAGGUGAAAAAGGAGAAGAAGAGGGUGGUGGGUGAAGCGGAGCUGCAGAGGAAGAUGGAGAAGAAGGCGAGGAAGAAGGAGAGGAAGAGGGAGAAGAUGGAGGCGGUGAGGGCGGGGGGUGCGAAGGAGGUGGGUGGCGGCGGGGGGGUGCAGGUGGAGGUGGAGGUUGAGGGAUGUUGGGGGGGGGGGGGGGGUUUGUUGGGGGGAUAA
Molecule: messenger RNA, 2457 nt
Organism: Morchella importuna
Lineage: Eukaryota; Fungi; Ascomycota; Pezizomycetes; Pezizales; Morchellaceae
Exons: 2
Coding region: 1-2457 (818 amino acids)
Molecular function (GO): phosphoprotein phosphatase activity
Source: RefSeq, a predicted model, not a curated record